This is a messenger RNA of Mercurialis annua (annual mercury), 2625 nucleotides long. RefSeq names its product pentatricopeptide repeat-containing protein At5g61400. The record is from RefSeq and is a predicted model, not a curated record. Lineage: Eukaryota; Viridiplantae; Streptophyta; Magnoliopsida; Malpighiales; Euphorbiaceae. The transcript has a single exon. Gene Ontology annotation, molecular function: protein binding. The coding region runs from base 391 to 2340 and encodes 649 amino acids.
GCUCGGUUUAUUUACAAUACAAACUAACAUGAACCGAAUUUUUAUCGACCGGAGCGCGAGCAGUCGAUCCAUUUACAACCUGUUAAUCACUUGCUGACUUGAGUAAGGAUUCUUUGCCUUUCUUUGAACCCACAGCUUCUAUUCUUGUAAUGGUUGAGAGAUUCUUGUUCUUUGGAAUAUAUGAUUGCCUCAUUGGCGUAAUCAACCCAACUUACCCAAGUCUUGAAGAUUUCUAUGUUCCAAAGUGCCAAGUAAGGUAACUAAAUGAAAUGAAAAGAACUCUAUUAGUUGAUGAAGAAGCUGAAAACUUUAUUAGAAAGGGUAAUGGUGUUAAGUUGCUUCAGCUUUAAUUAAUAACACUUCCUGUCUCAUUUCUAACACAUAAACACAAUGUUCAAGCUAUUCCCGCCAAAACACUGCCCGAUCCCCACUAAAUCCAAAUUUAGAUUUCUCACAUCAUUACAUUCUCCCUCCGAUCUCACAACUAUAAUUCUUGAUUCCAAAACCCCUGAACAAGCCAUUGACUCUUUCAAUUCUCUUUUAAAACAAAACUCAGUGAACCCAACAGACAAUCUUCACUUGUAUUCUGCAGUAAUCCAUUUCUUAACAAAUGCUAAAGUAUACACUACCGCUAGGUGUUUGACAAAAGACCUCAUCCAAACUUUGCUCCGCUCCUGCAAACCUCGCCGCGUUAGCUCAUUGGUUUUCAAGGCUCUUAGUCAGUUACACGGAUCCAAAUUUAGUCCCAAUGUGUUUGGAGUGUUGAUCAUUGCCUUUUCUGAGACAGGCCAUGUUGAUGAAGCUUUGUGGGUGUAUCGAAAGCUUGAAGCUUUCCCUGCAGUGCAAGCGUGUAAUGGGUUGUUAAAUGGAUUGGUUAAAAGGGGAAGGUUUGAAACCAUGUGGGAGUUGUAUAAUGACAUGGUAUCGCGGGGGUUGGUUCCUACUGUUUUUACAUAUAAUGUGUUGGUUGAUGCUUGUUGUAGCCAAGGUGAUGUUUUGAGAGCUAGGAGUUUGAUUAACGAGAUGACGAAGAAGGGGAUUGAGCCAACGGUUGUGAUUUACACAACUCUGAUUCGCGGUCUUUGCUACGAGAGUAAGUUGAUGGAAGCAGAAAGUAUGUUCAGAAGAAUGAAGGAAUUGGGAGUUUUACCCAAUUUGUAUACUUAUAAUGUUUUGAUAGAUGGUUAUUGCAAAAUUGCUAAUGUGAAACAAGCUCUUCACUUGUAUCAAGACAUGCUUAAUGAUGGAGUGCUGCCGAAUAUUAUGACAUUUGGUAUAUUAGUGGAUGCGCUAUGUAAAUUGGGUGAGCUAUUAGCAGCAAGAACCUUUUUUGCUCAGAUGGCUAAGUUUGGUGUUUUUCCUAAUGUGGUCGUGUUUAAUAGUCUGAUUGAUGGGCACUCCAAGGCAGGAAACCACUCCAUAGCUGUGGAUUUGCUUUUGGAGAUGGAAAAGCUUAAAAUUACACCUGAUGUUUACACUUACAGUAUUCUUAUUAAGGAUGCAUGUAGUCUAGGAACAGUAGAAGAGGCAGAGGAUUUACUGAAAAAAAUGGAGAAAGAAGGGGUUCCUAUAAAUUCUGUGAUUUACAAUUCACUCAUUGAUGGAUACUGCAAGGGAUCGAAAAUGGAGAAGGCUUUGGAGGUAUGUUCUCAGAUGACAAAGAAGGGUAUAGAACCAAACAUCAUCACUUUCUCUACGUUAAUUAAUGGUUACUGCAGGGUGGGAAAUAUGCAGACCGCCAUGGGUUUAUAUUCCGAAAUGGUAAUUAAAUCACUAGUACCGGAUGUGGUUGCUUUCACAGCUUUAAUCAAUGGGCACUGCAAAAAUGGCAACAUGAAAGAGGCUGUCUGGCUAUAUAAGCAUAUGCUGGAGGCCCGUCUCAGUCCCAAUGUUUUCACAGUUAGUUGCUUGAUAGAUGGCCUUUGCAAAGCUGGAAGGACAUCUGAUGCAAUUAAAUUUUUCUUAGAAAAGACUAGCAAUGGCCCUACUGGCAAUCAAGUAAAUGAAAUGGGCGAUGGUUUUUGUUCUCCAAAUCAUGUGGUUUAUACGUCUUUGAUUCAAGCUUUGUGCAAGGAUGGGCGGAUUUUCAAAGCUAGUAAAUUCUUCUCAGAUAUGAGAUGCAGUGGCUUAAGACCUGAUGCGCUGGUUUAUGCAGUCAUGUUACAAGGACAUCUAAAUGCCAAGCAUAUGGCUGAUGUGAUGAUGUUGCAUGCUGAUAUGAUAAAGAUGGGAAUUUUUCCAAAUGAAGUCAUAUGUCAUAUCUUACAAAAGGGUUAUCAAGAAAAUCAAUACCUGAAGUCUGCUUUCUGGUGUUCUAAGGACUCGACAGAAGUUCCUUGAAGCCCCUUUUCAGAGCCCUUCAGAAGCAUAACUUAAGUUAAUGACGAAACAAAGACACAAACUGAAUUGGAAUACCAUGGAUGUGCUUAAUGAUUUCGUCGAAUGAAAUCAUCAGAUUAUUUGUUCUUUGACAGUGAUGCUCAUCUGGUAUUUAUUACUAUUACAGCUUGACAGAUAAAUAGUUUACCAUCCUCGUUUUUCUUUCAGUUAGUAGGGUACUAACUUGCAUGUGCGUUAGACUUUUAGUACCCUAAUCAUUGAAUAAAAGUUUCAGUUUCAUCCCAA